Molecule: messenger RNA, 1884 nt
Organism: Pyrus x bretschneideri (Chinese white pear)
Lineage: Eukaryota; Viridiplantae; Streptophyta; Magnoliopsida; Rosales; Rosaceae
Product: adenosylhomocysteinase
Exons: 2
Coding region: 90-1547 (485 amino acids)
Biological process (GO): L-methionine cycle
Cellular component (GO): cytosol
Molecular function (GO): adenosylhomocysteinase activity
Source: RefSeq, a predicted model, not a curated record
CCCUCACUCUACCCUCGCACUGAUCCCUCACUCGCAAAGACAACCCUAGUUUUGCAGAGUGAGAGAGAUUACCACCUAAGUUACCCGCAAUGGCUCUCUCCGUCGAGAAAAGUAGCAGCGGCCGCGAGUACAAGGUCAAGGACAUGUCCCAGGCCGACUUCGGCCGCCUCGAGAUCGAGCUCGCCGAGGUCGAAAUGCCCGGCCUCGUCUCCUGCCGCACCGAAUUCGGACCCUCCCAACCCUUCAAGGGGGCUCGCAUCACCGGAUCCCUCCACAUGACCAUCCAGACCGCCGUCCUCAUCGAAACCCUCACCGCUCUCGGCGCCGAGGUCCGCUGGUGCUCCUGCAACAUUUUCUCCACCCAGGACCACGCCGCCGCCGCCAUCGCCCGCGACAGCGCCGCCGUCUUUGCCUGGAAGGGCGAAACCCUCCAGGAGUACUGGUGGUGCACCGAGCGCGCCCUCGACUGGGGCCCAGGUGGUGGACCCGAUCUGAUCGUCGACGACGGCGGUGACGCCACCCUCUUGAUCCACGAGGGAGUCAAGGCCGAGGAGGAGUUCGCGAAGUCCGGGACGCUCCCCGACCCGUCUUCCACCGAUAACCAGGAGUUCCAGCUCGUUCUGACCAUCAUCAGAGAUGGCUUGAAGACCGACCCCAAGAGGUACCACAAGAUGAAGGACAGGUUGGUCGGAGUCUCGGAGGAGACCACCACCGGCGUCAAGAGGUUGUAUCAGAUGCAGGCCAGCGGCGCUCUCUUGUUCCCCGCCAUCAAUGUCAAUGACUCUGUUACCAAGAGCAAGUUUGACAACUUGUACGGAUGCCGUCACUCUCUCCCCGAUGGUUUGAUGAGAGCCACCGAUGUUAUGAUUGCCGGAAAGGUUUCCGUUGUCUGUGGAUACGGAGAUGUUGGAAAGGGUUGUGCUGCUGCCCUCAAGCAAGCUGGAUCCCGCGUGGUUGUGACUGAGAUUGAUCCAAUCUGUGCCCUCCAGGCUCUUAUGGAAGGCCUUCAGGUUCUUCCCCUUGAGGAUGUUGUCUCUGAGGCCGAUAUCUUUGUUACCACCACCGGUAACAAGGACAUCAUCAUGGUUGACCACAUGAAGAAGAUGAAGAACAAUGCCAUUGUUUGCAACAUUGGUCACUUUGACAAUGAGAUUGACAUGCACGGUCUUGAGACAUACCCCGGAGUGAAGCGCAUCACCAUCAAGCCUCAAACCGACAGGUGGGUCUUCCCCGAGACCAACAGCGGCAUCAUUGUGUUGGCUGAGGGCCGUCUCAUGAACUUGGGCUGUGCCACUGGACACCCCAGCUUUGUGAUGUCCUGCUCUUUCACCAACCAAGUGAUUGCUCAGCUCGAGUUGUGGAAUGAGAGGAAGUCCGGCAAGUACGAGAAGAAGGUGUAUGUCUUGCCUAAGCACCUUGAUGAGAAGGUUGCUGCCCUUCAUCUUGGAAAGCUUGGAGCUAAGCUCACCAAGCUCACCAAGGAGCAGGCUGACUACAUCAGCGUGCCGGUCGAGGGUCCAUACAAGCCAGCUCACUACAGGUACUGAAGAGGGAUCGUCACUGAGACAAGAAAUGAGAAAAAGAAAACUAUAACUAGACGACGGGUUGUUUUUGGCUUUUGAUUAUUUUUUACUUGUGAUGAAAUGCGAUAGAAUUUCUAGGUUUUUAAAUUUUGUAAGAGAGUUUGUGUUGGUGGGCUUCGGAGGGAAUGAGGGAAGGGGAUGAUUUAGGUCUCAAUGGAAGACCUGGGGCUUGAAUAAGGGAAUGGGACGUGGUUGCGUGAGAUAAUUUCUGCUGCAGCAUCACUUGUGGUGCUGCAUCCGGAUAUCUAUCAUUUUACCAGCAAGAAAUGGAUCAAAAAAAAAAAUGAACCAGUUACCGUCA